Molecule: messenger RNA, 4894 nt
Organism: Prionailurus viverrinus (fishing cat)
Lineage: Eukaryota; Metazoa; Chordata; Mammalia; Carnivora; Felidae
Gene: TTYH3
Product: tweety family member 3
Exons: 15
Coding region: 167-1759 (530 amino acids)
Cellular component (GO): plasma membrane
Molecular function (GO): intracellularly calcium-gated chloride channel activity; volume-sensitive chloride channel activity
Source: RefSeq, a predicted model, not a curated record
GAGCGGAGCCGAGCGCAGCCGAGCCGGGCCGAGCCGGGCCGGGCCGGGCCCAGGAGCGAGCGGGCGAUGCGGGCGGCCGGGCGGGGGUUGGCCGGCCCCUGAACCCCGCGCCCCCCGGGCCAACGAGGGAGCCCCGCGGCGGCGUGCCCGAGGCAGCCGGCCCGCCAUGGCCGGGGUCAGCUACGCGGCGCCCUGGUGGGUGAACCUCCUACACCGGCUGCCCCACUUCGACCUGAGCUGGGAGACCACCAGCAGCCAGUUCCGGCCCGAGGAUACCGACUACCAGCAGGCGCUGCUGCUGCUGGGGGCCGCCGCGCUGGCCUGCCUCGCCCUGGACCUCCUCUUCCUGCUCUUCUACUCUUUCUGGCUGUGCUGCCGGCGGCGCAAGAGCGAGGAGCACCUGGACGCUGACUGCUGCUGCACCGCCUGGUGCGUCAUCAUCGCCACGCUGGUCUGCAGCGCCGGCAUCGCCGUGGGGUUCUACGGCAACGGGGAGACCAGCGACGGCAUCCAUCGGGCCACCUACUCGCUCCGCCACGCCAACCGCACGGUGGCAGGGGUCCAGGACCGCGUGUGGGACACCGCGGCCGCGUUGAACCGCACGGCAGAGCCCAGCCUGCAGAGCCUGGAGCGGCAGCUGGCCGCGCGCCCAGAGCCCCUGCGCGCAGUCCAGAGGUUGCAGGGCCUUCUCGAGACGCUGCUGGGCCACACCGCGGCCAUCCCCUUCUGGAGGAACCCGGCUGUGUCCCUGGAGGUGCUGGCCGAGCAGGUGGAUCUCUACGACUGGUACAGGUGGCUGGGCUACUUGGGCUUACUGCUGCUCGACGUGGCCAUCUGCCUGCUGGCGCUGGUCGGCCUCAUCCGCAGCUCCAAGGGCAUUCUGGUCGGGGUCUGCCUGCUGGGGGUCCUGGCCCUGGUCAUCAGCUGGGGCGCACUGGGCUUGGAGCUGGCCGUGUCCGUGGGCUCCAGCGACUUCUGUGUGGACCCCGACACCUACGUGACCAGGAUGGUGGAGGAACACUCCGUGCUGAGUGGGGAGAUCUUGGAGUACUACUUGGCCUGCUCGCCCCGUGCCUCCAACCCCUUCCAGCAGAAGCUGUCUGGCAGCCACAAGGCGCUGGUGGAGAUGCAGGGCGUCGUGGCCGAGCUGCUGAAGACCGUCCCCCGGGAGUACCCGGCCACCAAGGACCCUCUGCUCCGUGUCCAGGAGGUGCUGAACGGCACAGAGGUGAAUCUGCAGCACCUCACCGCCCUGGUGGACUGUCGCAGCCUGCACCUGGACUACGUGCAGGCCCUGACGGGCUUCUGCUAUGACGGCGUCGAGGGCCUCAUCUACCUGGCCCUCUUCUCCUUCGUCACAGCCCUCAUGUUCAGCUCCGUUGUCUGCAGUGUGCCACACACCUGGCAGCAGAAAAGAGGCCCCGACGAAGACGGGGAGGAGGAGGCGGCCCCGGGGCCCAGGCAGGCACACGACAGCCUCUACCGCGUGCACAUGCCCAGCCUGUACAGCUGCGGGAGCAGCUACGGCAGUGAGACCAGCAUCCCAGCUGCGGCCCACACCGUCAGCAACGCCCCGGUCACCGAGUACAUGAGCCAGAAUGCCAACUUCCAGAACCCCCGCUGUGAGAACACGCCCCUCAUCGGACGCGAGUCCCCGCCGCCCUCACGCUAUCUGGCAGGCUGGCAGUUUAAGCCCAUGGAUAGUGCCCGAACGCUGUGGUGGCCGUGCCCUCAGAGUGACAGUACACCUCCAGCAUGAGAGCCAAAUACCUCGCCACCAGCCAGCCUCGCCCCGACUCCAGCGGCAGCGGCCACUAGACCGCCCCGGCCGGCCACCCGCCCGCCUGCCCGCGUGCCAAUCGCCCCGCCCUCCCCAUGCCAGCACUGCCGCUUCCACCCGCGACCACUCGCCGGACCCUCCGCACGCACGCCAGGCCCGCUGCCGGCUCCUUUGCGGCCCCCCUUCCCUCCCCUCCCCUCCCCUCCCCUGCCCUCCCCUCCUCGCAGGGGCAUGGAGAUGAGGAACUCCGGGCCCGCGCCCUCUCCUCAGGCCACGCGCCUGGACGCCUGCGAGCGAUGCCACCGACGCGGGGCCCUGGCCCCCCACGCCUGUCCGCCUCUGAGGACCUGCGUUUGCAGAGCCCUUCCCUGGGCCGGCCCCGGCGCCGUGUCCCUGCCACCUGCCCUGCAGCACGCCGACCCUGUGGACGCCCGCGUUCUCCGGCUCGCACCCCAGCCUGCCCCUCCCCUCCCGCAGCUCUGUGUUCCCGAGGCUUCUGUCCACAGGCUGUGCGGCGCCCCCCGCUGUGCCCGGCACCCGGAGGGGCCUAGGCUCGCACCCGCCCACCGGGCUCCUGUGCGGAGAGCCCCCGGGGCGCCUCCGUGGCUCUUCCUUUUCUCUCCACCUGAACACAGGCCCCUCCGGGAGGCUCCGCUUCCUCUGCCUCCGGCCCAGCACUGCUCUCUCCCUCAGCGCCCACCCUGCCCGCGGGGCCCAGCCCCCCACAGCGGCGGGAGGACGGCAGGGGCCGCACACUCAGUGCUGGCCACCUUCUUGGUGCCAAACCCCCUCCCCCACCCCAAGACUUGGCAGCUUGUCUGGUUCGUUUUUGCACUAACCACCUUUGUCACCCUAGGGCAGGCGGACUGCGGGCCGGGCAGCCCUCCCUUCUCGGUUCCCUCUCUGUCUAGGACAGGCGCGGUGUCCCGUGCCGGGCCGUGGGGCUGGACCCGAGCUGGCUGUGAGCGUGCCCUCGGCCCCUGCUGCCCCUCUUGGGACUAACCACUAACCUCACCCAGCCUCCGCGGGCACCCCUGGCCGAUCCAGAGCCGGCAAGUGUCACCCUGAGUCCGGGCCAGAGAUGAGGCCUAAGCCGGCCGGCUGGGAGUCAAGCUGGAGUAACCGUUUCUUCUCGGGGUGCUGCUGGGGAAAGGGCUGUAGACUGACAGGCAGCCCAGGAGCCUCGAGAGCCGUCCCUGGGCAGGUGCUGCCCCAGGAUGACUGUGUCCUAGGGAACGAAUGUCCCUUAGGCUGUAGGACCGAGGUCCCUGCGGCCUCAGUCUCCCUACCUGUGAAGUGGGAACAAGGCUUCCCUAAGGUGCUUUGGCUUUAGUGUACAAUGUUUGCUGUGUUUCCUGCCAUGGAGGGUGGGCCACCCCCAAAUCAGGAUGGGAAGUCCCCCGCCAGUCCCAGUCUUGGCCUAGCCAGCCUGAAACGGAGAGGCUCUGGCCUGUGUGUCAAGCCAGGGGCAGCAGAGUACCACCGACAGGCACGUGUGAGGGCCCGGGCCAGGGUCCUGCGGUGGGAGGUGGGCAGCUGGCCAAGCAGCUUACAGACAUGUGGGCUCUUCCUUCCAGAGCGGGGGCGAUGCCCUGCCCCGGGACAGGCCCGGGGACAGGCCGCCUGCCCUUCCUCCACAAUCCUCUCUCUGUGCUGGUGUCUGGGACCAAAAGGGCAGGUGGGCUGGAGGCCAGGCCACAUCUGCCCCGCCCCUGGGGCAAACCGCUGAGCCGGGGAGGGAGGGAAGUGAGCAGGCAAACACUGGGGUGCCCCAGGUGGUCCUGGCGUCUGAGCCCGUGGGCAUGGGCAAACCUCACCGCAGGGCACUGUGUGCCCCGGGCCCGGCCCGGCCGUUGUUCUGGGCGCCCGCGGCACACCUGCCCAGCUUUUCCUCCGGGCUCCACCAGUGCCGAGAGCGUUCCGGGCCCGGGGUCGGGGGGAGGCCCCGGCAGCCCCGCCCGGGUGCAGCCGCUCUCCACCGCUGCUCAGAAGCACAGUCGGCUGACCGCGGCCCUGGGAGGCCGCCCGCAAUGUGAAUGUACAUAGCAUGAGAGGCGGGCGCUGCCCGGACAGGCUGUGGACCGCGGCUGUCCUGGGAGUACCCUCCGUGCGUCGUGUGCGUGAGUGCCUGCCCCAUCUGUGACGUCCUCACGUUCUUCUACUCACCGAGGUUGGAGAAAGGAAAAGGAGAGUGAUUCCGAGGGGCUCACACCCAAGCCUCAGUCUCUGGAGGGGAGCAAGUCCUACCAUUGGUUUCCUUUCGUUCCAAGUGUUCAGGGUCCCCUUCCUAACCCCCAUCCCAGUGACUUCUCCACAUCCCUUCCCAACCCUGCACCACUGGGCCUCGCUUCCCACAGGCCCUUGACAAAGUGGGUAGCAGGUGGGAGGGAGGGUUCCCCCAGGGCCUUGAAGCGCCCCUUCCCCCCCCCUCCCCCCAGCAGGGUCCAGCUGGCUCCCAGGCCCCGGACAGGCUGGGCAAGUGUGAGGCAGGGUCCGACCGGGACACCUGGCUGAUGGGACUCCCCGUGCCAGCAUCCACUGCCCCUGGGUCCCCUGCCACAUCACCCACCCCAUCUCACUAUGCAAUUCCAGCCCAAGUACCAUCCCCUCCCUACCCAGGACCCCUGCCCAGCCCCAGACUGGUGGGGGCCUCCCUGGGGCGCAGCUGCGGGGCAGGCAGGGGGUGGGCAGGGACGUUCUAUUUAGCUGUGAUGGUUGCGUCUGUGCCACUUUGUUACAUAUAACCUGUCAUUCAAUAUGAUUUUGUUAAGACUCCGACCCUCCCGGCCCCUCUCCUGGCCCUGCACCCUCUCCCCAGUGUGAUUAGUGCCCUGAGCGGGAAGGGGGAACUGAGGCCUGAACCAUUCGGCAUCUUCCUCCAGAAUCUUCCUCCGACCUCCAUAGGGCCAAGGCUGUAUGUGCUGUCGCUGUGUUUUUAAUUUUUAUUUUUGGUUUUGGUUUUGGUUUUUUUUAACUGGGUUUGGGGUUUGAUUUUUAUUUCUUUGGGGGCUUUAUUUUUCUUGGCAAAUAACUAAAAAUCUCGUCAAUGUAAUUUCUGUGGUUUCUAUUCAGCUUGGGUUUCAUGUUUUAAAAUAAACACAUUUUAAAAAACAA